Funneliformis mosseae is the source of this 195-nucleotide messenger RNA. Lineage: Eukaryota; Fungi; Glomeromycota; Glomeromycetes; Glomerales; Glomeraceae. The record is from the annotation of a GenBank genome assembly.
AUGCAUUUAAUGUACUAUCAUGAUGACAAGGGAAAUCGAGUUUAUACUCUCAAGAAAUUCAAUCUCCAAGGUGGAAUCACUAAAUCGGCUCACCCCGCAAGAUUUUCACCGGACGAUAAAUUUUCUCGUCAUCGAGUUACGUUGAAAAAACGAUAUAAGAUCUUAUUGACUCAAACCCCUGCAAAGCCUAUGUAA